AUGGCAUCCGCUUCGUUGUCGCAAGAACCGGCGCGAUGGCGCUCCUCGUCGGCCUUUAUUGUCGCUACUAUGGCCAUGGCUCUUUUUACGGAUACCUUCCUUUAUACCUUCAUCGUGCCAAUCCUACCUUAUAUGAGCGAAGUCCGCAUCGGCUUGGACCCUGAUAACACCCAGCGCAUGAGUUUUGCGCUGCUGUCCCAGAGCGCCUUGAUUUCCGUCAUCGUCAGCCCUUUUAUCGGUCACUAUGCGGAUAAGUCCGGUACCAAGCGGGUGUGGCUGUUGUCCUCUUUGGUCGUUUGCCUAAUCGGGACUUUCGCUUUGGCCGUAUCAAUGUCUGUGGUGACCGUCUUUACCGGCCGAUUGGUCCAGGCGCUGGCUAGCUCCGUUAUGUGGGUGAUAGGAUUCUCGACAAUCGCGGAUAAUAUCAAGCAGGAGAAUCUGGGCAAGGUUUACGGGCUUAUUUCUGUCGCGGUAGCCGUGGGCACAUCCGCUGGUCCGAUGUUGUCUGGUAUUCUCUUUGAUCUUGGAGGAUACUGGGUGGCUUGGUCGAGCGCGUUUGUUGUUAUCGUGAUUGACAUUGUUCUCCGAUUGUUGAUGUUGGAGCGACCGAAAGACAAGUGCAAGGGACCUGAUGCAGACGACCUUCCGGAUCCCGAAAAUGCGCCUCUUCUCCAACCGCAACCGUCUGAGGUGGUACCCAUUGAGCUCAGGAUGCGAGAGCGAACCGGUCUACGAUUCUAUAUCACCCUUUUCCAACAUCGCAAAUUUGUUGCCGGAGCAGUCAGCUACUUCGUUUUUGCCAUUUUGACCGCCAGCUUCGACACUACACUCCCUCUCCACGUUCGUGAUGUAUUCAGCUGGGGCAGUACGCAAACCGGGUUGCUUUUCGUGGCUCUUCAGAGUCCCGGUAUCCCCCUCAGUCCGAUAGUGGGCUGGGUCAAAGAUCGUCUGGGAACGCGCCGCCCAAUUACGAUUGGAUUUCUGGUGCUAACACCUUUGACUUGGCUGCUUGGUGUUCCGGGUGACGAGCGAUUCCCCUGGGCCAACGAAGGUUAUCGAGGACAUAUCAUUUAUUCAGUCACCGUGGCCUUGAUUGGAAUAACGAUCUGCGCCUUGAAUGGAGCAGGGACCAUGGAAGCUACCAUGGCCGUCGACGAAAUCGAAUCCAAACAACCGGGCAUAUUCGGACCCAAUGGCGGAUACUCGCGUGCCUUGUCGAUUUCUAGUAUGGGCUGGACGCUUGGAUCGUUCAUUGGGCCUCUACUAUCUGGAGUUUUGGUAGAACAAGGUAGCUAUUUCGCAAUGUGCUGUGCUCUCGCGGCUAUAUGCUUGGCUUCAGCGCUCAACGCUUAUAUGAAUCUGGGCACAACCUGGGAUCCUGGCGAAGAAGACCAAGAACAGUCUUAA
Messenger RNA from Aspergillus ruber CBS 135680, 1407 nucleotides. RefSeq names its product putative MFS multidrug transporter. Gene Ontology annotation, molecular function: transmembrane transporter activity. The record is from RefSeq and is a predicted model, not a curated record. The coding region runs from base 1 to 1407 and encodes 468 amino acids. Lineage: Eukaryota; Fungi; Ascomycota; Eurotiomycetes; Eurotiales; Aspergillaceae. The transcript has 6 exons. Gene Ontology annotation, biological process: transmembrane transport.